Messenger RNA from Photinus pyralis (common eastern firefly), 546 nucleotides. RefSeq lists its product as uncharacterized. The record is from RefSeq and is a predicted model, not a curated record. Bases 16 to 489 code for a protein of 157 amino acids. NCBI's taxonomy places the organism in Eukaryota, Metazoa, Arthropoda, Insecta, Coleoptera, Lampyridae. The transcript is spliced from 2 exons.
UAUAAAUACACUGCUAUGCAAGUAAAGUACAGAUGGCGAUGCUUCGAAAAGGCUUAUAAAAAUUUUGCUAAGCAUACAAAAAGUACAGGUCGAGGUUAUAAGAAAUUGGAGUUUUACGAUGAGCUGCAUGAUAUCUUUCAGAAGGAACCAAGAUUCUACCCAGAAGUACUCACUUCAAGUGUAGCAACAAAAACUUUGCAAAAAGAAAAUGCACUUCCUCAAAAUGAAAAUGUGCUUCCAACAAGUGAGGCGCCACUUGCAAAUACAAUCACAACCAUAACGCAAAACCCACCACAAGGUUUUAAUGUUCAAAAGAAAGGUUACAAACCUACAUCUAUUGUUCUGGAAGGAAUACAUGCAGAAAUGAAACGGAAAAAUGAUCUAACUGAACAGAAAUUAGCCAUAGAGAAAAAGAAAAAUGAAUUGUUAGAACGCAAAUUGGAGUUAAUGAGUAAAUACUUAGCAGAGAAGGAGAAGUCGGAGAUUUAAAUUGCUCAUGUUGUGUUAAGUAAUAUGUAAUAUUUAAGUAUAAUGACUUAUAUAAUG